AUGUGGUGUUCCAAGAUAAGGCAAGCACUUACUAAUUCGAGUCCAGAAGCAGGAAAUGUGAUACAUCCAUUUCCUUUCAGGCAAACAACACAGUUCCGUGGCAGCACAAAACCUUUGCUUCUAUUGCAGAAAUCUCAAAAUUCAGAAAACUAUUGCUCCUCUGUGGACAUACCGUUCUGUAUUUGCUAUUUGGAUGUUAUGGAUAGGAACAGUACUUUUACUCCAGUCACAUGGCCACCAAAGUUUUGGGAGCAGAUAACAAUAGCCUUCACAGUGUCCAUGGUGAUUGGGCUGGUGAUUGGAGGGAUCAUCUGGGCAUUUUUCACCUGCCUGUCCCGUCGCAGAGCUAGCGCCCACAUCUCCCAGGGGAGCCCCUCAUCCUUCAGCCGUCGAUCCAGACCCUCCUCCCACGGCCACACUGCCAGCAGGACUGGAUUUUACCGCAACAGCAGCUGUGAACGUCGGAGCAACCUCAGCCUGGCCAGCCUCACCUUCCAGCGGCAAGCCUCCUUGGAGCAGGCCAACUCCUUCCCCAGGAAGUCCAGCUUCCGCGCAUCCACCUUCCACCCUUUUCUGCAGUGUCCUCCCCUGCCUGUGGAGACGAACAGUCAGCUGAUCACCCUCACUCCCACAAACACCACCACAACCCUUGUGGCAAGCACCACCAACAGCUUGACUCGACCUGAAUUCCACUGGUCUAACAACAACCUCCGCAUCUGCCACUCCACGCAAACCCCACCUCCCGCCUAUGAAACCAUCAUAAAAGCUUUCCCAGAAUCCUGAGCUUCAGCCUCCUGCAAACACAUAUAUACAUCUUAGGUGGAACCACAAUUAUCUGAACAAUUUUCUGUGCAUGAUGAAGAUCUCUGAGAAGUCUCUAUCUGCAGCUGCAGAGGGGACAUACUUUGCCAAGAGCCAUGUAGAAGUGAUUUCAUGGAGCCCAGCAUCCCACCGUCUGAGAGAUCACUUGUCUUUGCCCUGCUGGCUUUUAUUUACUGCUCUGCUGUAUGCUUGCAUAUUUAUAGUGUUGUAUCUUUAAUUGCAGCUAUUGUCUCUUUAUUUUAGAGGGAAAAAUGCUGCCACAUAAAAACAAAAUAAUUUCUUGAAGAAACAGAUAAUACUAGAGAUUACUGAUAUACACAGCACAUCAAUGCAAAUUUCACUGUUCCUUUUUUUGUUUUAAGAAGUUUUGAUUUCACAUGUUUUUGUUACAUUUUCAGAGCACCUCCUGUUACCCACUUUCUUGCUAUAACCCCGGAAGAGCUUCAGUCUGAGGAACCUUAGAUGCAGACCUCAUAGAGGAUGCAGUCCUGGCUACUGUAGACAUCCUGUUCUGUUGAUUGCAAAGAUCUGAUCUGAAAAGAUCCAUAUUAGGGAUGCUUGUUUCAAAUUCCCCACAGUGUGGGAAAAAAAAUUGUUAAGUAUAUAUAGCUUAAUGAACAAAGUUUUGAACAACAUACUAAAUGCAUGAUAACAAUUAUAAAGACUUUUCUGUCAGCAGCCAGCAGAACAGGUAGUCAUGUUUUAAUACCCAGUGAGGCUGUAUGGGCAGAGCUCCUCGUGUUUCAUUUUUCUAGCUCUGGCUAUCCAGAUAAGCAGUAUGAAUGACAACUAUUUUUUAAUUAAGUUUCCUGAUUUCCUAUGGGAUUAGUCAUUUCCUUAUUUCAAAUGUUUUUUUCUCAAAUUGUACCAAUGUUUAAUUCUUUCUUUUAUUCAUUGAAAUCUUGUCUUUCACUAAAACAAGAUUUCAGACAUCUGUGGCUGAAUACAGGGAUUGUAUAAUGAAUUGGGAUAUGAAGAUAAAGAUGAAGUAUUUAGUUGAGGCUUACAUGUAUUCUUGACUUUUAUAUGUGUGUCAUGUCAAGCUAACCCCUGGCUUAGUAGAGACUAAUUGCAGUGAUAUGACAAAUGUUCAGGAUUUGGAAAUAACAGAGACAAAUGGGUCUUACCCAAAUUAAGUCUUAUUGUAUGAGUUUCCUGUUAAAUUUUUUCAAAUUAAGGGUGAAGAAUUUCCACAAGUAGAGGAACUGCCACACUCCACACUGCAAAUGCAAAUAUGCCCAUUGUUUCUAAAAGGCUUGGGCAAUACCAGCCUCAGGACUCCUGAUUCUGAGGGGGCUUCUGUAGGGAGAACAAGUUCUUGUCUCUCUUCUGGGAGAGACAAAGAUUCAGCAGCUUUUGAGAAUGGGCAAAAUGCUUAACAUCUCCCAGAUUUUCCAGGCUUUUGGAGACUGGCAGCAUGCAUCCCUUUGCUGAGGUCAACAUCCUUUGGGAAACACUGGCAUUGAUCUCUGAUCUGCAGUAUUCCAGCCCAAUAUCCACCCAUUCACAAAUAAUGCUAAAAACAUUGAGCUUCAAGCUAUACUUACUGUAAACAACAAGUAUUCCUUAUUUUAAAGGCAAAUUAUUUUGCAUACUAUUUACUGACUGGAUUUCAUUGUUUUAGUGUGCAGCACAUCUGGAGAGAUGUAUGUCAUUGCUAGAAGAGCAACCAUUUACAGAGUUUACAGAGCAUUUCACUGUGCACACUACGGUUCUAGCACACCCAGAACUUGCUGAUAAGAUUGUAACACUGCAUUUGGCUGAUCACAGGCUACAAACUUAAAAUAGGAGUCCUCUGAAGAAAGAGAGAAAGAAAGAAAUUUAUGCUUUUUCAUUCAUUAAUAAUUUUUUUUACAUUUAGAGAUUUUCAUUGCAUGCAAAAAUAUGUUCAAAGCGUCCUUCUUAUAGAAUAGGUGAUGCAGCCUAUUCUAACCAGCCUACAAAAAGUAGAAUUCAAACAUUCUCCUUUUGUUUAGUGGGUUUUAUGGACUGUGGAAGAGACAACUUACCCUACCAGCUGCGUACCCAGCAUGCACCCAGCUGGCCAAAACUGCUUGUUCCUUGAGAGUGAAAUAAUUUUAAAUGAGUAAAUUUUUACUUCUGGAUUGUAAGUGCACGUUACAUUACAGUAGAACUUUCCACAGCACAAUUAUUACACAAUUAUUACUUGUAUUAUACUGUAUUUAGUAAACAUUGUAAAGAGGGAAGCUUAAAUGCACUGUAUAUUUUUUUCCUCCUGAAAUCUGCACUGGAUAUCGAAACAUUUCUUAUGUGCCCUGGACUAGGGAGACUAAAAAAACAUGUUUGGUGCAUAGCCAAUAUGACUGUCAGAAGCCUAAAACUUGUUUUCACAUCUGAAAGAAAUGUUUUGCAAGCAUUCAGGAAGCUUCGGAAUGUGGAAUAAAGUUAGAUGCUAUAAUCUCAAGCUCAUGUUUUUUCUUAAUGAUGAAUAUGGUGAUUUGCAUAAAAGAUCCUUUAAAGGGAAGAGUAUUAUCUUUAAUUAUGCAAGCUGAUACAGUUAGAAAUGUGAAUGAGGACUCCCUCCUUCCUUUGCUUCUGUGGGGAAACACCCCAAAACUGAAGAUGUUUUUUGAAGUCAGGGUCAGAAUUUGCCCUAUGAGAACAGCUUCAAUGGAUUACAAGUGAGAAGGUCCCUCACAAGUAACAGUGCUUACAGGUUUUAAAUACACUGCUUUUUAAGUGCUUCGGCUUCAAUUCACAUUGCGUUUGAGCAAAUGCUUGCUUUAAGCAAAAGGGCAAUCACUAUAAGGUUCAUGCUUAAAUGGACUCAUGCACAUUUUAUUGCAUUAGGACCAAAGCACACUGCACAGGACCAACCCCCAAAUUAACACUGGGAUUCAGGAAUCAUUGUGUGUUUGAUAUGCAAAAAAUAUUAUAUUUGCUUGAUGAAAGAAUCUUUUAUUUCAAUUUAAAAUACUAGAAAGAUGAGCUGAAUUAAAACAGCAUGUUACUGCAGAUUUCAAGAUUUCAGAGCAUUCACAAGCAUGAAUUGAACUUCACAAUUAUUUUGCAUGUAAUACAAAUAAAAUGGUGCUACCAGAAUCACAUAGGGACUGAUAGGCAGAACUUUGAUCAACAUCCAGAUAUCCUGACACCUUGUUCUGAGUAACCAGAACUACUUCUCCUCCUCAUGAAGAGAAAUGCUAUCCUGUUAUUGUCCAUGUCCACAAAAAGUCACUCCAGUUAUGGGUUCAUAUAGAAGGCAGGACUUGACAGCUCUUUGUCAGAGAAUAUUUAUGUUCCAUCUUAUUUAUAAAAAUAGCUCAUGCUAUAUUCCUUGACCUUGCAUCACUGAAGAGCUGAUGACCACCUCUUUGGACAGCUGCUGAUGACCAUACUGUAACACUCUAAACAUGCAGUAUUUUUGCCAAAUCACAUUUUAAUGUUCACUUGUAAUUUAUCUUGAAGCUUUUGAAUCAUCUCAAAAUCCAUUCUUAAGUAUACACUGAAAACUAUGCUCACUGGAAAUAUCCUCUCAGAGGUAAAAUGACACAUGCCAGAUCCCUGACCUAUAAGCAUUUGAUAAAAUUAGGUGAUGUCUAUGAUGCAGUACAGCUUCUGGAACAAAAAAAAAAGAGAAAGAAAACACUAAUUGGAAAUUUACCUCUGCAAGUCCAGAGCAGACUAAAGAAGAAGACAUUGAUAUAACUUCAAAAUACUGAGAACAAUAUUUUAGAAACUACACUUACAAAGUCUUAAAACUCAAGGAAAAUAUCUGUACCUUUUUGUAUUCAUUUGGGUCUCUUAAUAAAAGCGAGUUUUUAAUGGGA
This is a messenger RNA of Agelaius phoeniceus (red-winged blackbird), 4613 nucleotides long. It is a transcript of the gene MYCT1, whose product is annotated as MYC target 1. Gene Ontology annotation, cellular component: nucleoplasm. The record is from RefSeq and is a predicted model, not a curated record. NCBI's taxonomy places the organism in Eukaryota, Metazoa, Chordata, Aves, Passeriformes, Icteridae.